CAGGAGGUGAUGACGAGAACCAGCCUGGAGACGCAGCGGCUAGAGCUCUUCAGCGAGAUCAGCAACCUGAAGCUGCGUCAGGCGGCCUUCGAGAGGGAAAAUGCAGACCUGCGGGAUAAGAUUCGCAGGUCGGACCACCAGUCGGACCACGCCAAGGCACAGCCGGUAUUGUGUGGUGUCGGGCGUUCUGGUAGUGGGAGGAUAACCCCAACGGCUGCGUCCACUCCCAUCCACUCCUUCCUGGUCACCCCAGACUCACCUCAGCCUAGCCAUCAGCUUGCAGCUCAGUUGGCUAACUCCCCAUCUCCGAGUAGCAUCUCUACCCUCUCCACCAUUCCGGCUUCCUCGCCUAACAAGUCUCCUGCUCAGCCUCCCACUGUGUCGCCUGCCUCCUCGCCGGUCGCGUCCCAUGAUGCGCGGGAAUUCUUGCCUCCGAGGGUGAGUAAGACUCCCCCUCCAAAUGCUCGACGGAAAAUCGACCAGUUUGGAACCAUGCCUCGACAGCGAGAUAUUAUCAUAGGCGGAGAGGCCAACCACGGCUCAGCAACCACAGGGCGAUCCAAGGGAGUCAUGUUCGCGGAAACAGAAAUGCAGAUGAUUGACGACCUGCCAGAGGGAGAGUACGGGCACCCAACAGACGGCAUGAUGGUCCCAGCAUCGUCAACGCCCAGGGUCAAUACGCUUGUUGGUCACAGGUCCCCGCCAAUGCAUCCCAAGGCAACCGGCAUCAAAAAGAUAUUUACAAAGCUCCGCCGUAGCAGUUCUGGCCAUCUGGACAGUGAUCUUGGUGAUGGGGACUUCAGGCGAGGUGGAAUGAGGGCUACAGCAUCUGCACGCCUUGGCUGGACCUCACCCACAACUACUUUCAAAGAGCCAGGUGAACCUUUCACCAGCUGGAGCACUGAAACAAUGGAGGCAUGGCUUGGAGGUUUGGGUUUGAGUCAGUAUUGCGCUGCCGUUCGCUGCUGGACGGAAAAUGGUCACCAUUUGUCACAAGUAACACCUCAACAGCUGGAGAGAGAGCUAGGACUCCGUCAUCCAUUGCAUAGAAAGAAACUUCAGUUGGCAAUCGCGGCGAGAUUGUCUGGAAACCAACUUAACACGCCAUUAGCCCGUUUGGAUCAUGCUUGGGUGUUACGGUGGCUGGAUGAUGUGGGUUUGCCACAGUAUAAAGACGCUUUUAGUGAAGCACGUAUUGACGGGAGAGUGCUCAACUGCCUAACCUAUGAUGAUUUAGCCUUCCUAAGAUUUACAAAUCUACUACAUGUUACCUCAUUGAAGCGUGGUAUUCAGGUCUUGCGAGAACACAACUUUGAUCCCACUGUGCUGAAGCGCCGUUCAGUACCAGAAGAGGAUCAGAGAUCAAGAACACCAGCAGAAGUGGCACUGUGGACUAAUCACCGUGUCAUGGAAUGGCUGCGAACUGUUGACCUCUCAGAGUAUGCCCCCAAUCUUAGAGGGUCAGGUGUUCAUGGAGCAUUAAUGGUAUAUGAAAUACGUUUCACCUCCGAGCUCUUGGCAUCUCUGCUUUCCAUCCCAUCUGGAAAAACCCUCUUGAGACGACACUUGAACACACACUUCAAAGAGUUGGUUGGUGCGUCCAUCGUACAAGAGAAGAGGGAGUUGGAGGCUUCUUCAGGGUACACUCCUCUUACCACCUCUGCUAAAGUCAAGAUGCCAAAGAAAUCACAGUUCUCUCUAAAGCGCAAAAAGUCCAAAUCAGAACUAGAAUUUGACGACCUGUUAUGUCCACUUGACGAGAAGCCCCCUGUAGGUGCUCUACAGGACAAGGAAAAGGAGGUGAGGACUUGGGAAGUGGUGGAGAAGAUAAAAUCUCUAGAGGUGGAGAAGGUGGAGAAGAUAAAAAGCAUGGAAAAGGUGGAAGAGACCAAUGGUGAUGGCAGACUUUGCUGAGCGACUUCACAGAUCAUCCGCGCCACCGUUGAUUGGUCGCAUCACGAAGGUCUAGAGGAGAGCAAGCGCUGGCAGCUUGGCUUCCCUCACCAUUCCUCGAUCUGCCUGCAGCUCGUACCUUUGCCUAUGCCUAGUGCCUGAAUGCUAAAGUAUUGGCCGGGACACACUUUUCUUCAAGAUAAACAACAUUGAAGUGGUUCUCUGGAGUGUGUUGUCAUUAAUAUUUUUCUAUAAUUGAUUAAAUCCAAAAAGGUGCAGUAACUUUUAAGAUGUACAGCAGAUGGUUCAGGAAAAUCAAGCUAUUAAGUCACAUUAUAGAUUAGCUAAAAGAGAACCUCCCUAUUUCACUGUGCCCCACAGGCCAUCUGACCUCUUAUGUGCCUUAUUAUUAUAUAAAAGGCAUGAAGAAUGCCAUUCCAGGCAGGCAGUUUGGAGAAGAAGCACUUUUAUAAUCAAGAUGUGCAUUCAGUGCGUGCUUGUUAUCGGUGAAAUAUUUUACUACUGUUAGUUAAAACGUUGACUUUCUGUGGAUGUAUCUACUUCUUUCCUUCAGUUACAAAUACACAAUAAUAGUAAUAAAGUACCUUGCUGAUUCCCACUAGACAAUAUUUAUGUUCUUCACAUUUCAUCUGGGUGUACUGAAAUUCUCUUUGGUGGUCCCCCCAAAUGACCAGUAUGUCACUGCCUAGGCAUGCACACAGAUCUCAGCAUGGAGGACCUGUGUUUAAAUGUUUAGUCCUAUGUGAGAUAGUAAAGACUGCUGUUGAGAGAGAAAUUUUACAACAUUUUUAAUUCCUUUUUAGAAUAUUUAUAUUUUUGUGUUUAUUUUUGACAAGAGAUCCUGUUUUAUCACAUUUUACUUUUUUGUGUUGUUUAAAGAGAUAAAUAUGUGAUUUUAUCUUCAUUGUAAUUGCAUUGAACCUAUUGAUGUUAGCAGAUAUAUGUUUUAUUGAAGAAAUUAUCCACUUCUAGGUUAAGAGUACUUUCUUAAAGUCAAAUACUUUCAAUAAGUUUUUUUGGAAAGUCACUUUGAUACUUUUUUGUUGAGCAUUUGUAUGAGUUUUGUAUUUAAUUUAAAUUGUUUUAAGCAGCUUACGAAUCAGACAGUCAUUAUUUUAAAACUUUGCAUACUAUGUGGUGCAGUUUGUUUGUGCUGUGUUAUGGUUUGUGGGCGGCUAAAUUGCAGCUUAGACAAAUUAACACGACUGAUGGGGAAUAUGUUUUAGAAAUUGUUAUGCUAUGUAAUAUAGUAAGUGAUUGACAGGGGCCUACAAGUUUAUGAUUGUAAAUUGAUGUUAUCAGUGAGUUAACAUGCAGCUGUUGAGCUCUUGUUAUGAAAAAGAUAUAACUUUGAACUUUAUAUAAAAUUUUAACAAAAAAUUGUGUGAUUUAUCAAGGGUAGAAUUUUCUCUUUUUACAAAAUAAAUUUUAGAAACUGGUCUGUAAAUAGUAUAAAUACUUUUUCACCAUUAGUCACAUUUUUACAUUGUCUCAGUAAUUUAUAGGAAAUUGGAACAUUUGCCAUUUGCUCUCAUGGCCACGUCCCAAAAUUUGAUAACAAAAUAAAGUCAGUCAUUAGUAUGUUUUUUUUUUGUUUUUCUUUUUCUUUUUUUAUGGCCUGCAUAUGUUUUUUGACACAGUAAAUUUAAUGGAAAUCAGAUGAAUUCCAGUAAUUCUUUGAUAAUACUGAUCUUUGGUUAUAUGGUUUAAAAAUGGAUGAUUCUAAAUGACUGUAAUUUUGUCGAGGAAGCCCAUCUGUUUCGGUCUGCUGAUGCCAUGGUUUUUGUUGCCAUUAUUAUAAUUAUUAGUAAGGAGGUGCAGAGCCUCAUUUUUUUCCUUUCUUUUUGAAAGAGAUUUUUUAUUUGCAUAACUGACACUUCAUUUGAUAAACAUUUUGAGAAUCAAUACUGACGAAGAUAUUGUUCAUAAUAUUUACCAAGAGACAAAAUAAAAGAUUUUAAAAAGUAGCCAAAAGUUGUAGUCGUUUUUAAAAAUGAAAGCACUAAAUACAUGACUUUGAAGGCUGUAUCUUCAGUGAGGAUAGUAAAUAUUUAUAAUACUAUUUAACUGCACUGGAGCAAGUACAUUUGAAAUACAUAAUUAAGAGAGACGCACAGCAUUCAUAGCUAUUAUUCCUCAUAUCAUAGAAAGAAUAUGCUUUAAAUUUUAUAUAUUGUGAAUGGAUAAAUGAAAUUCAUAUCAGUUUCGAGUUAGCUGCCAGAUCUUUACAUAAAUACCAGUUCUGAAAGUGGAUGGCAAAAGAGCUUAUAAAUAAAGAAAUUCUGGUGCAUAAAGAGUGACUUGAGAAAAAAAGCAGCUCAAGCAAAGGUAACUAUUUAUCUGUUUAUUUAUCCUUGUUUCUUUUCAUGCAAUACUAAUCUACUAAUUUGGAAACCAGAAAUAUUUAUUAACUAUUUAUUUUUUAGAGAUAUGUUUUUGAGGUGCAAUAAUAAGACUGUUGAUGUGCUCCAAAAAUAUCAGAAUUAUCACAGGAUUCCCUUAGCACUAGUCACCUUGUUUACAAUACUUAAUUUGUAGUACAUAUAAUCUACUGUGUGUGGAAUUAUGUUAGUUUUUUUCAGAAAGAGUUUGAAUGUUUUUUAUGGAGUCACUGAAGAUAUUUGUCCCUGUAUUCAUUUUUUUGCAGCUAGAAAUCUGAGAUAAGAAAAUGACAAUUGGUGAAGAAAUAAAAAUGGUUUGAACCUGAGAAGAUAUGAAGAGAUUCAGAGUUUUGCAUAUUUAUAUAGUGGAUGUCCUCAGCUUCACAGGCCAAGACUGUGGAACUCUAACAGCACCAGUGGGGUGUAAUUUUUAGUAUACAUUUUUAAUAAAAUAACAAUGAUUUUCAA
Molecule: messenger RNA, 4763 nt
Organism: Penaeus vannamei (Pacific white shrimp)
Lineage: Eukaryota; Metazoa; Arthropoda; Malacostraca; Decapoda; Penaeidae
Source: RefSeq, a predicted model, not a curated record